GGUUAUAUAUUUGUGUUCUAUUCAUAUUUUGGUAUUAUAGUCCAGUACAGUACUGCAAUACAUAAUUUAUACAAAAUGAAAAAGGGACAUAAACGAAAACAUUCAUCAGCUUCAGCGAAAAUUCGGAAACAAAAAAUUGCAAAACUUGCAGAAGAAACAGAAAAUGAUAAAGAAGAAGUACCAAAUGAACUUAACGAGAUGAAGCCUUUAGUUGAAAAGGGGAAAUGGAGAAACAAACAAAGGGUUUUGGUAUUCACAUCAAGAGGAACAAGCUAUAAAGCUCGAUAUUUUAUUAAAGAUUUACAGAAUUUAAUGCCUCACUCCAAAACAGAUGUUAAAAUGGACAGAAAAGGACAGCUUCAGCUUGUCAAUGAAAUAUGUGAAAUGAAAAACUGCAACAAAUGUAUAUUUUUAGUUGGUAAAAAGAAGAAAGAUCUUUAUAUGUGGAUGUCAAAUGUUCCACACGGGCCAUCAGCACUUUUUCAUGUUGAAUAUUUAAAUAUGAUGAAAGAAUUGAAAUUUACAGGAAAUUGUUUGAAAGGUUCAAGACCAGUUUUGUGUUUUGAUAAGACAUUUGAUGAUGAACCACACAAUCGUUUAUUGAAAGAACUGUUUACGCAAAUAUUCGGAACACCAAGAUAUCAUCCGAAAAGCCAGCCAUUUGUUGAUCAUGUUAUUUCUUUAAGUUUGCUAGAUGGUCGUAUCUGGUUUCGCAAUUACCAAAUUGUUGGAGAGAAUGGUGACCUGGUUGAAAUUGGGCCAAGGUUCACAAUGAUUCUUGCGAAAAUUCUGAGUGGAAGCUUUGGAGGACCAGUCUUGUAUAUAAACCCGGACUAUACAUCUCCUAAUGUUAUGCGGAGAAUGCUGAAAAAGAAGUCCCAGGCAAGGUACACUGGUAAACAAUUGACUGUCCAAGCCCGGAAAGAGACUCGCUCAAAAUAUGAGAAAACUUUUCCUACUGAUGAUACAGACACGGUAUUUGAUACUCAUGGAACUGGCUGAUGGCAAUAUUUUUUGUUAUGUUGAAAGUAUGCUUGCGGAUGCACUGUUUGUCUACCAGCGCAUUUAGUUGGUCCCACAGAAUCGUGUGCAAAAUUGCUGCCUCUCUCUGCAUGGUAUUUUGAUGAUAGUGACAUAUUAUUGAGUAUGGCAUCACGCCGUUCUACAAUAUAAAAUGUACAGGCAAUUUGA
Messenger RNA from Styela clava, 1191 nucleotides. RefSeq names its product ribosome biogenesis protein BRX1 homolog. Gene Ontology annotation, molecular function: rRNA binding. Gene Ontology annotation, cellular component: nucleolus. NCBI's taxonomy places the organism in Eukaryota, Metazoa, Chordata, Ascidiacea, Stolidobranchia, Styelidae. Gene Ontology annotation, biological process: ribosomal large subunit assembly; rRNA processing. The record is from RefSeq and is a predicted model, not a curated record.